This is a messenger RNA of Porites evermanni, 1484 nucleotides long. NCBI's taxonomy places the organism in Eukaryota, Metazoa, Cnidaria, Anthozoa, Scleractinia, Poritidae. The record is from the annotation of a GenBank genome assembly.
AUGUACAUCGUUGUGUUUUUAAACUCUGAGUUUCGCAAGAACAACCCUAAAUGUGCUCAAACAAUUGUGAGAAGAGUCUGCAGCGAGGGACACUGUAUCACGUUGUUUGGUGAGUUCAAUCAAAAUUUGUGUCAUUUCAUGCUGUUCACCAUUUUUUUUUCACCCUCAAAUAGAAAGACAGAAAAGCCGGGGGUGAAACAAAAUGGUGGGCUUGAACUGUUAAUAGCUACAUCUGAAGAUUCUAUUUUCUCGAAGAUUUUUCGGCAACGCUUCGAGGCUGGUAGCGCAGUUUUGAACUUUGAGACGGUAGACUACUCAUGCUUUUGCUAUAUCAACCCGCUUAACAGUCUCGUCAAAGGCUCCAUUUGCUUUUUCGUGUUACAAAAUUGCUUAAAUUUUGGCUCUCAGCACUAUUGGGAAUGAAAGGCUUUAGCAGACUAUUAAAAAUCUUAAAAGCGAUCUAGACAGUGAGACAGGGAAGAAAGGACAAACGAAAGGAGAACGAGCGCAGUUUUAGCUAGUCUGCUAGUCUCUCUCCCAACCCACUGACCCAUUGAUUGCUAUUGGCUUUUUCUCCAAUUACAAUCCUGAGUUUUUAUGUUAGUAACAUUUCGAGCCACUUCUUAUCAUCUUAAUUAUUGCAAAUACCCGUCUGGCGAACAACGAAACCAACCAGUUUUCAAAUCUAACAUGUUGUACGUUAUUUCUGUCCAGCGUCGACCCCCAAGGGUCGAUUGUUUCCAGUGCUGGAGGAACCUCGUUCCCAGUUCACCUCAUGUUUUGGUCAGAAACCGGCUCAACUGGUCCAAGACAGGAUUUCCAAGUCAGACGCUAUCAUCUUACUAACUGAUAAACCUGUUUAUGAAAUCCCUCGAGACUUGCAGUCUGUAAAAGAACAUUGUAACGGACACGUGUAUUCAUGGUGUUCGUAUGGAGUUCACUGUGCCUUGCUCGGUGGAACAGUUAACAAUAAAAGAGUGGCGAUACAAUUAAGGGCGCUACUAGAAGACUCUGCUAAUUUGCUCGUNACAACGAAACCAACCAGUUUUCAAAUCUAACAUGUUGUACGUUAUUUCUGUCCAGCGUCGACCCCCAAGGGUCGAUUGUUUCCAGUGCUGGAGGAACCUCGUUCCCAGUUCACCUCAUGUUUUGGUCAGAAACCUGCUCAACUGGUCCAAGACAGGAUUUCCAAGUCAGACGCUAUCAUCUUACUAACUGAUAAACCUGUUUAUGAAAUCCCUCGAGACUUGCAGUCUGUAAAAGAACAUUGUAACGGACACGUGUAUUCAUGGUGUUGGUAUGGAGUUCACUGUGCCUUGCUCGGUGGAACAGUUAACAAUAAAAGAGUGGCGAUACAAUUAAGGGCGCUACUAGAAGACUCUGCUAAUUUGCUCGUUGGAAGUAUCUUACCACGCCCAUGCAACUUUGAGAAAAUGUAUAAAGUUGAUCCGAUGUUUGAGACUGGAGAGCCUUGUGUGACUUGA